GUGCAGGAGUCAAUUGCUCCGACCAAAGGUCCAACGGCUCAUGAGCACAAGGCGACCAGCGCGGUCGUGUUUAUAACCCCGACUACGGCAUGAAGACGGGCCCUCAGGCAAUCAAAUCAGCGCUCGCGCUCAGGUGAGUUGUGCCGGGAUGCCGCCCUGGCCUAAACCCCGAACAAGGCCGGCCCUUGACCAAGUCUUGGUUAACGUCAUGAACGACAUCUGGAGCUGUCACUUCGGGUACUCGGAAUUAGGCCCUUAGCUACGAAACAUCCACCAGGUUCUUGCAGUUUGCGCAGGUCCAAGACACGAAUUAAAGAAGCAGCGCACGCUCCUUCGUUUUUCGCAUCAUCAAGCGACGACUGCCCUCACGGCGCAACACAACACACCACCACGACCGACAACAACAACACCGACCAAGACGACGACCAAUAUGUUCACCAAGACCAUUCUGAGCGCCACUGCGCUGCUGGCGGGUGUUGCGACGGCGGCGACGGCACCUGGGUUUCCCAUCCAGGUUUCCCAGAACUUGACGGUCAUGUACGGGAACAAUACCGUGUCGCCUGGUGGAGAGCUGAUUCCCCGUCCUGAAACCGCACAACCCCCGACAAUCUCGUCCCCAGUAUGGUUCGCCGACGAGCAAGGCCCCGGCCGAUGCGUCCUCCUCAUGGUGGACCUCGACGUACCCCGUAACAACUCGCGCGUCCAACUCGUCCACUGGAUUGCCACAAAUGUAACACGCUCCGUGCCCAUUUCUGCCAACACAACAGGAUCGCCGCUUGUGAUCCCCUCGGAUAAUCCCGUCCCGUACCUUCAGCCCUCGCCUCCUGUCGGCGAUAUCCCGCACAGUUACACGUUCAUCCUGAUGGCACAGCCACGCAACUUUAGCAUACCCUCCAUGUACGACGAUCUAGCAGACAACAGGGUGGGCUUCAACGUUAGCCAGUUCGCGGCUGACGCGAAUUUGACAAACGGAAUUGCCGCGACCUGGAUUACAGUGCAGAACCUUACUGAGACGCCCACAAACACAAGCUUCCCACCCCCGAGGCCGAGCCCAACAGGGGAUGGUGCAGACUCUGGCGGUGCUGCUUCGGGUGAUGCGAGUGGCAUGAUGAUCGCCGGUAGGACGUUUUGGGCGGCAAUGAGCACGACAGUGGUGGCGGUUGUCUUUGCUAUCGCUUUGUAAAGAAGAGUUGGAGGUCAGAAAGUAAACGUAAUGAUAUAAUAUUGAGAGCACGAGGCGAUAAGACCUGGUCGAUACAUGAAGACAGUACGGAGAUCUUACG
Molecule: messenger RNA, 1283 nt
Organism: Alternaria alternata
Lineage: Eukaryota; Fungi; Ascomycota; Dothideomycetes; Pleosporales; Pleosporaceae
Product: PEBP-like protein
Exons: 2
Coding region: 431-1183 (250 amino acids)
Biological process (GO): regulation of proteolysis; regulation of Ras protein signal transduction
Molecular function (GO): phospholipid binding; peptidase inhibitor activity
Source: RefSeq, a predicted model, not a curated record